Messenger RNA from Tilletiopsis washingtonensis, 3687 nucleotides. RefSeq lists its product as hypothetical. The coding region runs from base 1 to 3687 and encodes 1228 amino acids. Gene Ontology annotation, cellular component: spindle microtubule; cytoplasmic microtubule; mitotic spindle midzone. The record is from RefSeq and is a predicted model, not a curated record. Gene Ontology annotation, biological process: mitotic spindle assembly. Lineage: Eukaryota; Fungi; Basidiomycota; Exobasidiomycetes; Entylomatales. Gene Ontology annotation, molecular function: microtubule binding. The transcript is spliced from 7 exons.
AUGGAUGCAGACGCACAGGAUGCGCAUGCCGCGCGCAUCGACACGCUGCUCGCCACGCUCGACGGCGGCGCCGAUGUCGAGCGGCGCGCCUCGGCGCUCUCUUCGCUCGGCGUGGCGCUCGAUGCGGGGCCGCCGCCCGAUGCGCUGGCGCUCGUCGAGCCCGUGCACAAGGCGCUGCGGCAUUCGCAUCCUUCGCUCUUCGUGCCUGCGCUCGCCUCGCUCGCCUCGCUGCUCGAGGCGAUGGACAGCGCCGCGCACCUCGCACGCGCCGUCGCCACGUGGCUGCCGCCCGUGCUGGAGCGCCUCGGCGACGCAAAGGAGCGCGUGCGCGUCGCGGCGCGCGGCGCCCUCGACGCCGUCGUGGCUGCUGCGAUGGGGAAGAUGGGCGCGGCGGGCGUGCAGCGCGGCGAAAAUGCGGCGGCGAGCCUGGAGAGACUGCUGAGGGAGGUGGGCCUGCAGGGCAAGAGUCCGCGCGUCCGAGAGCAGGUCACGCUGCAUCUCCCUAGUCUACGCGCAGCGCACAAGCUGCCCUUGCGUCCGUUGCUUUCACCCCUAGUCGACCUCCUCUCCGACGCCGACGGGCCCGUGCGCGAAGCCGCACGCUCCACCCUGCUCGCGCUCUUCGGGCCCGCCAGCGGCGGCGCAAAGGCAGAUCUCAAGCGCGAGCUGGAAAAGAAGGGCACGCGCAAACAGACGGCCGAUGCGCUGCUUGCGAGUGUGUUUGCCAUGGAGAGCGAGACGGAGGAGGCGCGCAUCGCCCCGAGACAGGCGGCGGUGCAUGCGAGUGCGCCGCCCGGAGCGGUGCCAACGCCCGUCAUGACUGCUGCCGCGGCCGAAGAUGUGCCCAUUGUGCAUAUUGCCUCGCGCCAAGAUCUCGAACGCACCCUCGCGCCGCUGCACGCGUGCUUCGAGGGCCGCGAGUCGGAGCACAACUGGGCGGCGCGCGAGGCGGCCAUUGUGAAGCUGCGCGGCAUACUGCGUGCGCCGGGCGCGGAGGGCAAGCUGGGCGAGGCGAUCGGGAGGGAGGUGAAGGGGCUGGGAGAGGGCAUCGUCAAGGGCGCCUCGACUCUGCGCACCACGCUGGCAAUGCACAGUCUGGCGCUCAUCGGCGAGCUAGCACAGCAGCUAGGCGACGAGCUGCCCGAGUCCGUUGCCGAUCUCUUCCUCACCUCUCUCCUCAAGAUGGCCGGCUUCACCAAGAAGCUCGUCGCCACUGCCUCGCAGCAAGCCGUCGCGUGCCUGCUGCGCAGCCUCGCGUACCGGCACAAAUUCCUCGACUUGCUCUGGGCGCAUCUGCAGGAAAAGACGGUCGCGACGCGCAUCUGGAUGUGCACGCAUCUGUGCACCCUCAUCGAGACGCACGGCGCGCAGCGCAGGCAUGCGCUCGAGGCGCACAACGGCCUCGACAUUCUCGACAGGGCGCUCAAGCGCGCCCUGCCGGACCAGAACAAGGACGUGCGCGCCAAGGCCCGCGAUGCCUUCUUUCACUUCCAGCGCGUCUGGCCCGGCGAGGCGGAGCGACUGCUCGAGACGCUCGACGCCUCGACGAAGAAACAGGUCGCAGCUGCGCUUGCGGAGGCUGGCGGACCCGCCACUGCUCCCUCAAGCACUGUCGGUAGCCCCGCGGCCGCCGGCACCCCAGGCGUGCCGGCCAAAGCUCGCUCGGCUUCCAUUGCAGCGGUGCCACCGGCGCGUCGGCCGGGUGGGCCGUCGAGCGCCAUUCUCGCCGCCAAGCGCGCCGCCUCGGAGCGGCUGGCGCGCGAGCGGCGCGAGGCGGAAGAGGCGGCGCAAGCCGAGGCCGAGGCGCAGGCGCAGCAAGAGGGAGAGGCGCCUGCCGAUGAGGAGGCGCAAGCUGCCGCUGAGGCAAAGGCAGACCAGGCAGCUGCAGAAGAAGAAGCCUACGCUCGCGUCGCCGCCACUCGAGCUGCGGCACGUGCGCCUUCGACGCCACGAGAGCGGCCGCUGUCCUUGCUGGACAGCAGUCCGACUGGCAUUCCUGCUCCGACGACGCGAAGGGGACACGCGCGCUCCGCCAGCUCGUCUUCGUCGCAGCAAGCGACGCCUCGGCUGGGCAGCGAUCCUGCGCCGAGCAGCAGCACGCCCACUGGCGUCGCUGCCGCCACCGCAGCUUCGCGCAGUCGAGCGCCGAGCGCCUCCUCUUCCUCCACGCCGCCCUCGCAUGGCUCUGCCGCUCGUCUGCGCGGCGGCGUCGCGCCUGGCGCCUCGUUGCCUCCGCCUUCCUCGACGCGCACAAGGACAGCUUCGACGUCCUCCAGCUCCGCCUCCAGUGUCUCGCGCCCCACGCGUCUGCGCGCCGCCGCGCAGCAAGACGCAGACGAGACGACGGAGCUGCCCGCUGCGCUCGACGACGAUGUCUCGCUGGAUCUGAUGGCGUUUAGUAGUAGCCCCAUCGCCCCUGGCCCGCGCACGGGCUCGACGUCGGCGUUUGCGCGCAGACAGGCAGUGAGUGCAGAACAGGCGCGUCGACACGCUGCGGCGGCGGCAGACGAGGCGCGGCAGAUGCAGCAUCGGCUCGAUGAGCCUGCGAGCCCCAUCGCUGCUGCUGCAGCUGUGCCGAGUGCCUCGACCCUGCCGCCACUCGACACGCCAGCUGCGAGCGGCACUGGCGCUCCGGUGCCUGGCUCCUCCGCUGGUGCCGAGCCGCCCGGCACGCCGGGCGCGAAGCCGCUGGCGCCAGGCGGCGCAGCGGGCGGCGCCAGUUGGUUCAACAAGCGGGCCGCGCGUCUCGAGAACGGCGGCGCCGAGCCCUCUGCCUCUUCGUCGCCGAUCAAGGCGCGUCCGGAGGCCGCCGAGUGGGUCGCCGCCCUCGCCUCCGGCCAGGCCGAUCUGCGCAUCUUCCGGCGCCUCGCCAAGCUCAGCGCCGACUUUCCCGUGCCGCUCGCGAGCAGCUCGACGGAGGCGGAGGAGGAGCUGACGCCGGGCCUGUACUCGACGAGACUGGAGGCGCGAGAGGCGAAAGAGGCACUGAGAGCGGAGGAGGAGGCAGGCAAGGAGAGAGCCAUCGGUGCUUGGCUUGAAGGAGGACUGUUUGAUAAGCUGUGGGACGCGCUGCUCAGGCAACUCGAGGCAGAACCCCGGAGCGAAGAGCUGCACGCCGCCGCGCUCGUCGUGCUGCAGCGCCUCAUCUCGCACCAGCACGCGCUGCUCGCGGCGACGAACAGGGAGGCGGCGCUGCUGGCGCUGCUCUUGCAGCUGCGCCGCCGGCGGCGCGAGCGCGCCACGCAGAGCGCCUGCGAGGCGCUCGUCGAUGCGUGGACGGCACGGACCGAGCCGAUCCUGGGCCUCGGCACCCUCAUGGCCGCGCUCGAUGCGGCGCUGGGCAAGCGCCGCGCCGCCGCCGCGGCGGCCACGAAUGGCAACGGCAGUGCGCCGAGCGCCGCAGAGGAGGCGGCGCGCGUGCGCGUCUACACGCUGGGCCUGCGCUCCCUCGGGCGCCUGCUGCUGCGCCUGCCGCCCGAGCUCGUCGAGGAGGAGCUGCCGCGCGCCAAGCUGCUCAUCACGGCCGCGUUCGGCGCGCCCGCCGUCGAGCUGCGCCUCGCGGCGACGCAGGUCAUCGUGGCGGCGCAUGCGCGCAUGCACGACACGCCGACGCUCUUCCGCAUCCUCGCGCCGCUCGAGGAGAGCCAGCGCGACCUGCUGACGUACUACAUCUCCAAGAGCACGUAG